Molecule: messenger RNA, 3499 nt
Organism: Anoplopoma fimbria (sablefish)
Lineage: Eukaryota; Metazoa; Chordata; Actinopteri; Perciformes; Anoplopomatidae
Gene: clcn5b
Product: chloride channel, voltage-sensitive 5b
Exons: 17
Coding region: 161-2617 (818 amino acids)
Biological process (GO): chloride transport; transmembrane transport
Cellular component (GO): early endosome; synaptic vesicle; membrane
Molecular function (GO): voltage-gated chloride channel activity
Source: RefSeq, a predicted model, not a curated record
AACAACACGGAACCCUGCUGAUGUUCUCCUGCCUCGUUCUUCUGUUGAGUGUUAAGAUGUUCUCCUGUGUGUUUUAAACAGUGUUAGUGUGGAGGCCCGAGAAACCCGAGUCACACGACUGGUACACGGCUGUGAGUCCCACAGGUGAAGAUUAAGAAGGAUGAACAACUCCGGUUACCGCAGCGGGAGCUUCGACAGCCUCCAUCACCCCAGUAAGGACGACGAUGAUGACGAGAUGGUGGACAUCGCGGGGGCCACGCUGGACUUCUCCACCACGGACGACGACCCCCCUCUCAGCUCAGGAGAAUUUGAGGAGCAGAGCAGCAGCAGAGCAGCCGGUAUGAACGGUAACGGACCCAGCAAACUGGUGGACCCGCUGGAGGACCCGCUGCCCGGACUGGGCACCUACGAGGACUUCAACACCAUCGACUGGGUCCGGGAGAAGAGCAAGGACCGGGACCGACACCGAGAGAUCACCAAUAAGAGCAAACAGUCGACCUGGGAUCUGCUGCACAGUGUCAGCGAUGCCUUCUCCGGAUGGCUGCUCAUGCUUCUAGUGGGACUCAUGUCAGGUGCUCUGGCCGGUGGCAUCGACAUCGCGGCCCACUGGUUGACGGACCUGAAGGAGGGGCUCUGCCUCGUCGGCUUCUGGUUCAACCACGAGCACUGCUGCUGGACGUCCAACGAGACCACGUUCCAGGAGAGAGACCGCUGUCCUCAGUGGCAGAGCUGGGCCGAGCUCAUAACGGGGACGUCGGCGGGCCCGUUUGCCUACAUAGUGAACUACCUGAUGUACAUCGUGUGGGCUUUGCUCUUCGCUCUCCUGGCCGUCACGCUGGUCAGGGCCUUCGCUCCGUACGCAUGUGGCUCAGGAAUACCAGAGAUCAAAACCAUCCUCAGUGGGUUCAUCAUCCGGGGCUACCUGGGGAAGUGGACCCUGAUCAUCAAGACCAUCACCCUGGUCCUGGCCGUGUCCUCGGGCCUCAGCUUGGGGAAGGAGGGCCCGCUGGUCCACGUGGCCUGCUGCUGCGCCAACAUACUGUGUCAUCUGUUCACCAAGUACCGCAAGAACGAGGCCAAGCGGCGAGAGGUGUUGUCUGCGGCGGCGGCGGUGGGCGUGUCCGUGGCCUUCGGCGCUCCCAUCGGAGGAGUCCUGUUCAGCCUGGAGGAGGUGAGUUACUACUUCCCCCUGAAGACCCUGUGGCGCUCGUUCUUCGCCGCCCUGGUGGCCGCCUUCACCCUGCGCUCCAUCAACCCGUUCGGAAACAGCCGCCUGGUGCUGUUCUACGUGGAGUUCCACGCCCCGUGGCACCUGGUGGAGCUGGCCCCCUUCAUCCUGCUGGGCAUAUUCGGCGGCCUCUGGGGGGCGCUGUUCAUCAGGGCCAACAUCACCUGGUGCAGGCUACGUAAAUCCACCCGCCUGGGUCACUACCCCGUCAUCGAGGUGCUGGUGGUCGCAGCGCUGACCGCCGUGGUGGCCUACCCGAACAGCUACACCAGGAUGAGCGGAGCAGAGCUCAUCUCAGAGCUGUUCAACGACUGCUCGCUGCUCGACUCCUCGCAGCUCUGCGGCUACAAACAGUCAAACAUCACCUCAGAAGCAGGUGUAGGUAACAGCCUGGCCGACCGUCCGGCAGGAGAAGGCCUCUACACGGCUCUGUGGCAGCUCGCCCUGGCUUUAGUCUUCAAGAUGAUGAUCACCGUGAUUACGUUUGGCAUGAAGGUCCCGUCCGGUCUCUUCAUCCCCAGCAUGGCGGUCGGCGCCAUCGCGGGUCGUCUGCUGGGCGUCGGCAUGGAGCAGCUGGCCUACUACAACCACGACUCCUUCAUCUUCAAAGGGUGGUGCACGCCGGGGGCCGACUGCAUCACUCCGGGGCUCUACGCCAUGGUGGGAGCCGCCGCCUGCUUAGGUGGAGUGACUCGCAUGACGGUGUCGCUGGUGGUCAUCAUGUUUGAGCUGACCGGCGGCCUGGAGUACAUCGUCCCGCUCAUGGCUGCCACCAUGACCAGCAAAUGGGUGGCAGAUGCGUUCGGACGAGAAGGAAUCUAUGAGGCUCACAUCCGGCUCAACGGAUACCCGUUCCUGGAGCCCAAAGAAGAGUUCCAGCACAGCAGCCUGACGGCGGACGUGAUGAGGCCCAGGAGGUCGGACCCGGCGCUGGCGGUGCUCACGCAGGAGGGCAUGACGGUCGGGGAGGUGGAGACCUUGGUGGAAAGCACUCACUACAGCGGCUUCCCUGUGGUCGUCUCCCAGGAGUCCCAGAGGCUGGUGGGGUUUGUCCUCAGAAGAGACCUGCUCAUAUCAAUAGACAACGCCCGAAAGCGUCAGGAGGGCGUGGUCGGAGCGUCCCAGGUGGUCUUCACCGAGCACACUCCGGCUCAGGCCGAUGACGCCCCGUCGCCCCUCCGCCUCCGAUGCAUCAUGGACCUGAGCCCCUUCACCGUCACGGACCACACGCCCAUGGACAUCACCGUGGAUAUAUUCAGGAAGCUGGGGCUACGUCAGUGUCUGGUCACGCACAACGGGAGGCUGCUGGGAAUCAUCACUAAAAAAGACAUUCUGAAACACAUGGCACAGAUCGCCAACAGAGACCCCGACUCCAUCCUCUUCAACUGAACCGUCUCCGUCCAUCUCUCUCCCUCUCUCCUCCAGAGGAGAAGACACCACCACCAGCUUGCACACUCGACCGGAAAAUGCACCUUUUUACCUCUUCAGCUGUUGGGUGAAAGCCAAGUAAGUCGAGCUCCAUUUGCACAGGCGACUAGAGAACAAUGGCUCUUUUUUUUGUUUUUGUAAGAUGGAGGCGUUUUUUGGCUUUCUGUUUUUUGGCUCCUCCUCACUGACACUGCUGGCCCUAAUUUCUUGUUCAACCCAGAAGGAUGUAGUACAGAUACACAUGAGCAAUAAGUCAAUGGAAAAAAAAUAAUUCACAUCCACACUUUCUUUUCGGGGCUUUUUUUUUUUUUUUUACAUUCCUUCCUUUCUCUCUGUCUUUUCAACAAAACAAAAAGAGAGAAACGUUUAAAAAGGAGGUGGGAACGACUAAUCCUCAUGUCAUAGAUACUGACGAGAGAGGAGGAGAAAUGAAGACAUCAGGGGAGAUGAAGAGAGGUCUGUGGAGCUCCAUGCCGCCCUCCGGCCGCCACGGCGAGCCCAGACAGAGCGCUCUGAGCUGGGCUGAUGGAUGCUCGGACGCCUCCCCCCUCCUCCUCCACGACUUCCAUCCGUCCUGCAGCCUCGGGGAGGGGGGGCGAAGCAUCCAGGUGUGAGAAGACGAUCUAAUACACACACACUUACACUCCAUAAAGACUUCAUGACCGCCUGGGAACUCUCCAGAAAUGUCUUUUUUGUUUUGUUUUGUUUUUUUCCCCGUCGUGUAGACUCUUGUGAUUUGUAAUACGUGGCGAGAGACUCCGGUUUGGGAACUAAGAAGUGUUGUCUCGUCAUACAGACUCUCCGAUUGGCAGUUAUAAUUCUCUUACAAAUAAAAAAAAGAAA